AUGGCGCGGUCGCGGUCGCGCCAGGUGGAAGGACCACCUUCCACCCCAUCAUAUUCUUCAUCCCUGCCGCUGAUGAAGGAAGGGUUGAACGGACAUGGCUUGAGUUCCGGUGCUUUUGGUCAAGUUCUCAGGAAAACAACAAGUCCCGUGACCCGGCGAGUGACCAGGAGUCAGAGUCGGGAGCUGGGGCAUCGUCGUCGACCGCUAGUUGAUGAUGAGGACGACGCUGAUCAUCAAUUGGAUAAUGAUGAUGAUGAUGCGGCUACCUCAGGCAAGAAGGGGCAUGCAACCGCCCUUGCUGUUGUCGUCGAGGAAUCCCCUCAAAAGUCGUCGCCUCUGAAGCCGAUGGCUUCGCGACCUGAAACUCAGGAUCAGGUCAUCCCUGAAACACCAGAUGAUGAGAUCAAUAUCUCCGGGACCACUAUCUUACCCUCGGAGCCGGACUUGGACCUUGACCCGGGAAAGAUGAUUGAGGCUUUCCCCAAGUUAUGGGAUGCGGCCGAGGAUAUGCUCGAGUUCUCGGUGCCCAGCCCUUUCGAAUUGCUCGAGUUUACCAAAUUGCUUCAGAAGCUGAAUGAUCCCCAAAGUUUGGAAAGCUGGCGGCUGGCUCGACAGACGUCCAACCUCAGAGAGGAAGCUAGGUACUUCGGAAGUCAGCCGUACAUUGACGUCGAGCUGGUUGAUGACAUUUUCAAAUCAUCGGCAACAGUGGCUGAGAAGCUCCAUGAGAUUGAGGGCCAGUGGGAUCCAGCCCCAGCCUUGCAAAAAGCUAAUUGUGCGCGGUUUGUGCUCGAGGUUCUCCUGUGCGAACCCGAAUCAACCUCAUCUCUAAAGCAGGCGAUCCGGAUUCUUGACAGCAUAUUUCCUUUGCCUUUCACAACCAGGCUCGUACCAGCGGGCCAGAGAAGAUCUGCGGGUGAUAGUCUGUUGGAAAAGGAGACCUUUGAUCUCGCUCUAGAACUGCGUACCCAGUACACGAUCAUGCAGCUGGAGGAGAAGUAUCAGAAUGAUCCGGAUUUUGAGCCUUCCAGAGUGCUGGAAGAGGGCUUCUGCAUUGAGCUGGCGAAUGAAGAGGGUUUAGUUCUCCGAGGCUUCGAAACCGAGGCGCUGAGGGGUCCUAACGGAGAAAUCCCACCAGGGCUUGCAGCUGAGGUGGCGUAUCGCUACCAGGAAAUGGAGGCUCUUUGCUUGGUGGAAGACACCAUCGACAUUGAGGGGCUCAAGAAAAACUACGGAUGGCGGAAGUUCGUCCUACGCGCUGCCCAAUGGGUCUGUAAACGGACCGACGAGAUCAAUGCCGAUAUGCGACGACCAUUACAAACUUACAAGGAUGUUAAAAAGGCGUUCUUUGCCAGACCUAAGACGCGCUAUAGUCUGGGCAGCACAUUUUCUUCGACCCCUAGGAUGCGCAACUCCGGAACGCCGUCAACUGCCCGGCAUCCGACGCUGUCUAUUCCAGGGACUGCCACGACAUCGAGAUAUGCUGUUGUUACGCCCUCGCUGGCUCGAGAUGGCCCGCGAAAUAUCCCUGGCAGUGUGGUCUCGGCACGAAGUACGCGGUAUAGUGCCACUCCUUCCAGCCUUAGGAAUGAGUACCAUACUAUACCCGAAACUCAACCGGUGGGCAGAAAUCCUCAUUGGGAGUCAGGGGAGUCCGCAAGUCCCGAGGCCCGCAGAUCACUGCAGUUAGAAUCUCCUGUUAGACCGUCUGCAAAAUCCCUGCAGAGGACUACUGGAUCUCCUGUCGAGCACGAUCUUAGUCGGACUCUCGUGAGCCCAGAGGUUCAGAGACAAUUGCAGCCGGAGCUGCCUACACCACGGUCUGGAAGUAUGGAGCAGGCUGAAGGUGUGAAUGGCUCCGAUACGCUGCGCGUUGAACAGCAAGCCAGAGCGCCGGAAAGAGCUACCCCAAAACCUGCUGAACCUGCUAGGUCUUCGACACGCGCAGAGCCCGUGCCUGUCACUACUAGGCCGGAGAAAAGUGUCAGUAAUACUGUCGAAACGACCCGGGCUAGCAACAACAUUCCGCCAAACUCAUUCAAGAAGCCUCCGCCGGUCGAUGGAGAACGGAGGAAGUCCCUCAAAUCCAAGCCAGUGUUUCUGAAUUCAACCGCCGUGGAUCAAUUGCGGCAACGACAACUGCGGCUCAGCGCUGCACCCAAGAAUCCCGGAACUCCCCGGCAGACGGAGCCUCUCCAGCCAACAAACCGUUCCGCGAGGCAGCAGUUCACCUCAGAAAAGAGCUCUGAAAAUCGCCAGGUAGAGCGCCCGAGGGCAAACACACGGGAACCGGCCCCUGAGGAACCGUCCGAAAUCCCAGCAUCGCCCGAUAUGACGUCUACAUUUGUUCAAGACGAGGUCGAAAUCGAGGUGACCGAUGGCCAACUAGACAUUGGUGAUCCUGGGGAGUCUCAAUUGGAGAGGUCCCAUAGUCCCUCGUUUGUUCGCAGCUCCCGUCCGUCGUCCCUUCGAGAGGAGGCAUUGCAGCAAUCUAGGCACGGUCAAGGAAAAGACACGAAUAAUGAUGUCAGUCAGGUAUCAAACGUGUCUCACGAAGAGAUCCCACGGUCUACGGCUGCGCCUCGCGACUCACGUGCCCUGUUUAUUGAUCGGCAGACUAAUGCCGCACGUGUGUCCCCCAUCAGUCAGGGACUGGGUCCUCGAAGCGUCGAGCGUCGGCGCGACGAGACAUCCCGCAAGCGUGGGCGAGAACCCGAUGAGAUUCCUGAAAGCGAUGCUGAGUUCGAACACGACGACCGCGAGGUAUCCGUAGAGCGCCAACGAGCCAGAAAGCCGAUCCAGUCACGCAGCAAACGUGCCCGUCGAGAAAAUCAAACAGAAAAUGCGACGGAGCGCUCGAGCAAUCGUGCUCAAGAGAUACACUCUAGUCCACUUAGAAGGUCGACUCGAUCCGCUCAAUCGGUCUCACCAAAUCCACCAUCCGCCUCGGCCCCUUCCACGCAGAAAAAUAAACCAGGGCGGCGGCCUACGGUGCGCUGGGAGCCUGGGCAAUCAAAGCGACUAGACAGGCUUAUUACUCAGUAUGGACAGGACUGUCUAAGGGGCACCCAAUUCGACUGGAAAAAAAUCAGAAGACAUGACGCGAUCGAGCCUCUGCAGCCAGGUGAAAAAAGGUUUAUUGACAAAGAUGAGGGGCAGGUCAAAGACAGAGCACGGAAUAUGAAGAAUCAUUUCAUAAAGAAUAACAUAACACCUCUUCCUGGCUGGGAAGGCGUCACCGCCAGUGCAACAGUUUUUGAUCGAAUAAAGCCGCGGUAGGACUUUGGCUUAAAUUGCAUUGAGCCGUUGAGAUGCUGCGGCCAUUGGAGUGGCUUGUGCAGUCAUCUGGCCGUGUGGAUUAUGAUUUAUGAUGUAUUCCUCAUACCCUUUGGGUGUCUCCAUUCUUCUCGGGUCUUGUUACUGCGGUCGGUGCGCGAUUCAGUAGGGUUGGUCAAGGUUGGAAUGCGACUAGCCUUCUGGGUAUUGGAGACUAUGUCUUUCUAAUCUUCUAUCGGGCCUUGUAUGGUAGCGCGCAUACCAAUAUG
This is a messenger RNA of Aspergillus aculeatinus CBS 121060, 3545 nucleotides long. RefSeq lists its product as uncharacterized. The record is from RefSeq and is a predicted model, not a curated record. The transcript is spliced from 4 exons. Lineage: Eukaryota; Fungi; Ascomycota; Eurotiomycetes; Eurotiales; Aspergillaceae. The coding region runs from base 1 to 3279 and encodes 1092 amino acids.